Messenger RNA from Sceloporus undulatus (fence lizard), 3002 nucleotides. RefSeq names its product cell cycle progression 1 (gene CCPG1). Lineage: Eukaryota; Metazoa; Chordata; Lepidosauria; Squamata; Phrynosomatidae. The transcript has 10 exons. The coding region runs from base 83 to 2554 and encodes 823 amino acids. Gene Ontology annotation, cellular component: membrane. The record is from RefSeq and is a predicted model, not a curated record.
GGAAGGGAAGGAGGGAGGCCGGUCCAGGAGAAGGGCAAAACACCCGCCCGCCCGCCGCUCUCUGCGCCUUCCGCCGCGGAAGAUGUCCGAGAGCGCCAGCGACAGCGACUCUUCCUGCGGGUGGACCGUCAUCGGCCGAGAGGGCUCCGAUGCUGAAGCCGAAGAAGGCCUCCAUCUCCUCGGCCCCUCCGAGGAGACACCGCCGCCUCUCCUGCAAGGAAGUGACCCUCGCCACCAGCAGAAGCAGGACCCGGCCACGGACCCAGAAGCUGAAUUUGGCCACGAAGAUGUCUCAGUCAUAGCAGACCAGAGUCACUCGGAGAUCGCCAAGACCGUCCCAGAGGAUGAGAAAGGAAAAUUGCCGGAUGACAAUACCUGCGUGGGGGCUAUUAGCGACGACUCAGACAUCGUGACACUGGAAGCACCAAAGGUAGAAGAAAUCGGAAGCGAAAUCGGAAGCCAUGAAGGGCUUGUGCCUUGUGGGGACGAGGAGCCCUCAGCCUCUGAAGACUUCAACAUGGGCUCUUCCUCCAGCAGCCAGUACACCUUUUGCCAGCCAGAAACAGCCUGUUGGUUGAAGAUGCUGUGGAAGAUCCUGGUGUGUGUAAGUGGAUGGGUCUUCCCAUCACAGCUGAGUGGUGAAGAGUCAAGCAGCGAUGAAACCAGCAACCGCUCCAGCCCUGCCCUCAGGCGCCGGCGGGCCAAGAAGAAACUCAUCUCAAGUUCUGAAUCGGAGGAUGUGCCGCCGCGGGAGCAGGAAACUGAGCCAGUCAAGCAUCCAUCUCCCAAGCAUCAGUUCAGCAGUGGCCUUAACAGAUGCAUCAUCCUGGCACUGGUGAUUGCAGUCAGCAUGGGCGUUGGACAUUUUUAUGGGAUCCUUGAAGGUACCGUUCAGAUCCAAGAACGUCAGCAGCUGGUUGAGAAGACACAUGAAGAUGAACUGAAUGGUAUGAAGGACAGCCUGAUUCAGUGCCAAGAGGAACAAGGAAGUAAAACCGAGUGCAAGUCUCUAAAGGAAGGCUUGGCAGCAUGCUUGCUGAUGACAGAGAUGGAGAAGAAAUCCUUUGAGUCCCAGAAGGACCACCUGGCAUCAGAGAACCUUCACUUGAGGGAAUCUUUACAGAAAGAGGAGAAGGCAUUGGCUGUGUUGCAAGAAGAACUAAGGAAGCUCCGGGAACAGAUAAGGCACUUGGAAAACAAAGGCCUCGAGUCUCCAGUUGCCACUGAAAACCAGAAGUUGAAAGUCCAUUUGGAAGAGGAAAAGCAUCGCAUGCAGAGUUUUGUGAAACAGAAGGAGACACUACUGGCUGAGGCACAGAUGCUGCGGAGGGAACUGGACAAAGAGUGUCAGCUGACCAUGGCUCUUCGGGAAGAACUGGAGAAGCUGAGUGCUCACCAGGCGGCUCCGGAGGCAGGGGCAGGGAAGGGUCUGCCAGAGAACCAGGAGAUAGAAAUUCUGCGGGGAAGGUUGACCGAGCUGGAAAAGAAGCUCAGCUUUGAGCAGCAGCGGUCGGACCUGUGGGAGAAGCUGUAUGUAGAGGCCAAGGAUCAUGCUGAGAAGCAAGGGCAAGCAGGCAAAGCACAGCAGCCAGCUGGAAAGGGGACAGGCAAGGCCAGAACGAAGCCAAAAGCAACCUUUUUUGGCUCAAUGAAAGAGACUUUUGAUGCCAUGAAGAACUCCACAAAGGAAUUUGUGAGGCACCACAAAGAGAAAAUCAAACAGGCCAAAGAAGCUGUGAAGGAGAACUUGAGAAAGUUCUCAGAUUCUGUAAAGUCCACCUUCAGACACUUCAAGGACACGACCCAAAAUAUCUUUGAAGAGGGAGAGAAGAAAUGGUAUGCUGGGAAACGGCAGGAGACUGGCCGGGAAAGGAAAACGGCAAGCCGUUCCCACGAGGGUCCACACCACCGGGCCCCUGGGGGCCAGAGGGAGCGGGGUGAGGGAAGGCGAGCCAAGGAUCCCACUGCCCCCAGGUGCCUCAAGCGCCCCACUUACAACAGGAAGACUCGCAUGGCCCACAAGGGCUGCACAGGGAUUUUUGACUGUGCCCACCAAGAGUUUGUCAGCCUCUUUGACAAAGUCCUGGACCCAAUUCGGGCUGAUGAAUUUAACCAGUUAAUGCACAAGUACUUGCAGCAAGAAGUAGACAACUUCCAUCACUGGAGGGAACUGGAGGGUUUUAUGAACCAGUUUUUCUGCAAUGGUGUUUUCAUCCAUGAUCAAAUGCUGUUCACAGACUUUGUUAAUGACAUUAAAGAUUAUCUAGAAGACAUCAAAGAGUACCAUGGGAACAGCGACAGAGCGUUUGAAGACUUAGAUAAAUACAUCUACCAAUAUUACUUCCACUAUGAACCAGCUCCUCAAUAUGGACCCAGCCACCCUGCCUUACCUUUCAUGCAGAUUCAAAGUGGCCCACAAAAAAGACAUGUGCCGAAGCACCAACAGCGCUUCAAGAGAGAAGGCCGGUGGCAUAAACAAGGGCGCGCCAACGGGAGACACACAGCAAACCUGGAGAUAGAAGUGGGUCAAAUGCCCUUCCAGGCAAAGUACUAAACAGCCCUUUUUGUCAGGAGCCCAGUGAGAGGAAGGCAAAGACAUGACCCUCUGUGUGGGGAAGCAGCUGAUGCUCUCCUCUGAACCACCCAGGGCACACUCCCCCCCAACCCACCUCUCUGCUCUGGGGAGACGCAGCUCUACUAUUGCAAUAAAUGAACUGGGUGAGCAGUAGCUUGUGUGUGUGUUCGUAAAAUAAGCUUCUUUGCCCUUGUGAUCCAGAUGCAGAGUAAUACUUCAGUGUACUAACUUCAUCUCAUGCCAGUCAGAAGCCCGUCUGUUUUAACCUGCUUACUUAAUCUUUUUGUGGUGGUGCUGGAGUGGAACCUGUUGAUUCGCUCGCUUCUUCUGUGCUGCUUUCUGAUCAGCUUGCUGACUUGCAUUUGAAUUUUCUUGCACAUCUAUUUCCAAAUGGUAGAAGAAGAAUAAAGAUGUGGUUGGAAAAAAA